Messenger RNA from Pygocentrus nattereri (red-bellied piranha), 1859 nucleotides. RefSeq lists its product as uncharacterized. The transcript is spliced from 2 exons. Lineage: Eukaryota; Metazoa; Chordata; Actinopteri; Characiformes; Serrasalmidae. The record is from RefSeq and is a predicted model, not a curated record. The coding region runs from base 242 to 1351 and encodes 369 amino acids.
CCAAGUGGAAAAAGAAGUUGUGUAGAGUUACCCGCUCUGAAUGGCCACAAAACGGCAAUAAACAUGCCUUCAAAUGGGAGGAAUAAAGGAGGAAAAAAGGCGACGCCUUUUCUUAUCUGGACAAUGGCUUAACCUCGCUGUUGUCUUCUAGGUCGUCAUGUGCUGCCAAGUUCGACCGAAGGGCGCUGUUUCUGAACUGUGCCUGCCGUCCAGACGCUGAGCCUCAGCCGCUGGUAGGAAGAUGGUGCGCAAUUACAUACGCAAGACAGAGAGAGGCAGUACACCUCCAGAUAUUAUGCUGAGAGCAGUGAGGCAGGUGAAACUGCAGAACAGAACGAUAAGAAGCACAGCAAAGGAGUUUGGAAUACAUUACCGCACUUUAUGUCGAUACUGCAGAAAGUUCACUGUGGAGGAGAUUGAAGGGAGACAGACGGAGCCAACCACAACUGUGGGUUACAUUAAAAACAAACUAAUCCUACCUCUCGAGCUGGAAGAGCACCUGGUAAAAUAUAUAUCCAAAGAAACAGAUGUAUAUUAUGGCCUCUCACCAAAAGAAACACGAAAACUUGCUUACCAGUUUGCAGUUGCUCACAAUAUCAAGGUGCCAAAGGUGUGGUCUGAUAAUGAACAGGCAUCUGCUGAGUGGUUCACAGGCUUCUUAAAAAGGCACACAACAAAUGCAGUAAGAACAGCAGAAGCGACAAGCCUACCAGGAGAUAAUAGUAGACCCGUGUCCGCCAUCGAAAACAGCAGUGAAGUUCCAUUCAGUACCAGCCCAGUGUCCACCAAUGAAUCCAGCACUGAAGCUCCAGGCAGUGCCAACCCAGUGUCCACCACUGAAUGCAGCAGUGCAGCUCCAGCCAAUACCAGCCCAGCGUCCACCACUGAAAGCAGCAGCAAAGCUUCAUCUGGGAAUAAAAGUGUAUCCGUGCCAAGCACCAGAUCCAUGCCAGUUUUUCCAUCCCUAGAAUAUCUGAGGUCAUUACCCAGAUCUGGUGCAAGGAAAACUGUUAAACGUAUAGCGAGAAAAUAUGUAAUUUUGAAUGACACACCAGUGAAGGAAGAGCUGGAGCAGGACAGGGCAAAGUCUUCACAAAGAACAGAGGAGAAAAUUCUCCCAGGACAAAAGACAAAGAGGGCUGUGGAAAAGAGAGAAGUUAUGUUUGAUGAGCUAUCAGAGGAAGCUGAUUGCUUUUGUCUGGUAUGCCUUGGACCGUUCUCCAGCAGUGGAACCUGCCAGCCAUGGGUUAGGUGCUGCAGAUGCCAAAAUUUGUCCCAUGAAGCUUGCACAUCAGAGUAUCGCGUUAUACUCUGCCACAACUGUGGUUCAUUUGAUUCUGACUCGGAAUAACCAACAAUCGGAGUUAUCACCACACGGUAAAACCUGAUAAGUUCAGUAAACUCAAAUGGUUUGAGGAAACCGAUUGCCUUAAACCAUAUAAGUACCUCUCAAAUCAUUUGACCAUAAAUCAUUUCCUGAACUGCAUUUCCUGAGUAUGAACAUCACACUUUUUUGUUGUUGUAUAAACUUAAGUACAUUGAGUAAACUGGACUAACUCCGUUCAUUCUGUUGAUUUUCAUAUGACUGAGUAUUUUGGACUUAUAGGACAUCCAGGAGUCGUGUCACAGUAACUUAAAUUCACUUCCUUCACCCAGAUCUUGAGUUAAGUUGAACUAACUAGUUAAAAAAACGCUAUGCUAUAAUUGUGACAAAUUCAUACUGUAUUGCAGAAACCUAUAUGUCCAUGUUUUUUUUUAAAAGAAGGCCGGAUCAUACCGCGUGAAAAUAUAUAUAUAUAAAAUACCUGAGGGCUGAAAUAUUCUUUACAAAUUCAUUAAAAUACUGAGUUAUCAAAAUA